AUGUCUCUUGAAAAAUAUAGUUUUAACAUAAUCCAGUUCUCAGCUGCCUUCUUCUCUAUUUCUAAUAAUCUUAUCACAACUUACCAAGAUUUGCUAACCUACUUCAGAUCCCUCCAAGACACAAUAGCAGUCAUUCAGAGUUCUUUGAUUCAGCUUAAAAAGAAAACAAAAGAAUAUACAAGUGGUGCUAGCU
Racocetra persica is the source of this 193-nucleotide messenger RNA. The record is from the annotation of a GenBank genome assembly. NCBI's taxonomy places the organism in Eukaryota, Fungi, Glomeromycota, Glomeromycetes, Diversisporales, Gigasporaceae.